UCACUGUCGGCUCAGGGCUGGGGCUGGGAGGGUGGCGGUGAGAACCAUUCCCUGACCAAAAGGCAGCUUGUUUGCAAUGGGACCUGGUCUGAGGGAGCCGCGGCACUGCAGGAAGUGACUGCGGAAUCAUUUGGACCGAAUGUCAAUCAUGGGAAACUGGUCCACACUUGCCAACCAACACUGGAGACUCCUGAAGAACAAACUACUUAACCCAAGAUCAGAGGUGGGGAAGGGAAUAUUGUUCACCAUCAGCAACAGGGCAGCCACUGGAGUGUACUGUGAAGACCCACAGGAUGGGGGCAGCGGCUAUUGCAGGAUUUCUCCUUGUGGAAGAGGAGGAGGAACAGCAGCAGAGGAGGGCAGCCCAGGAACGCAGAGGGCACAGACGGAUAACCACGCGGCGCACAAACUACCCCAGGCACCGGGUGUUUAGGAACAGGGUCAGCUACUUAGGCUUGACAGAGGAGCAGUGCCUGAAGAGGCUGCGGCUGAGCAGGGAUGCUGUGACCGAGGUCUGUCGUUUGGUCCAAGGUGAUCUACACGGAGAGUCGAUCAUCCGCACUGCAUUGCCAGUGGCAGUGAAGGUCACCGCUGCCCUGAACUUCUACGCCACAGGGACUUUUCAGGCACCCACGGCGAACAUCACUGGGAUCAGCCAGUUUGCUGUGUACCGUUCCAUUAAGGAGGUCACUGAUGCAUUGAUUCGAUAUGCUCCCACCUACUUGAGUUUCAGGAGGGACGAAGAGCAACAACGACAACAGUACUUCUUCAACAUUGCCAGCUUCCCCAAGGUACAGGGGAUUAUUGAUUGUAUGCAAGUCGCCAUUUGUGCGCCGAAUAACAAUCCCAUGGCCUACUUAAAUGCAAAAGGCUACUACUCUAUCAAUGUCCAAAUCAUAUGUGACCACCGACAGAAAAUAAUGAACGUCAAUGCAUGCUGUCCAGGGGGCAUGCACGACUUUUACGUUCUGAAGCAAUCUGAGGUGCCCUUGAUGUUUGAAGGGGAAGGAAAGCUGAACGGAUGGCUCCUUGGAGAUCUUGGUUAUGUGCUGCAGCCAUGGCUGAUGACUCCACUGCUGCACCCUGGUACCGAAGCUGAGAACAGAUACAAUGUUGGACUUGCACAAACCAUUAGAGUCAUAAAACAGACAUUCGGAUUACUGAAGAAACGCUUCAAGUGUUUGGAUCAUUCAGGGGGUGCCUUGAGAUAUGCACCAGAAAAAGUCAGCAAGAUUGUAACUGUGUGCUGCAUGCUGCACAAUAUUGCCAUGGACAGUGGCCUCUCCCUGGAUUUAGAUGAGGAGCUUCAAUCCAUAGAAGAUGAGGAAGAUCACGGCCCACAGCAACCACCAGCCCUGGAUCAGCCACUACAGGCAGCGAGGCAGAUGCGUGAGGAAGUCAUUGCUCAGUUCUUUAGUUGAGGGCUUCUGCUGUUUUCUGGACUUGGUUCUCUAUUUUUGCAUUUUGGUUACUGAACAGUUUUUUUUAUUGCUUCUCUAAUUUUGUCACUUCAUAAUAAAAUUAGUCUUUGAAACUAUCAUUAAAAUGUGCAAAUAAUGAAAUAA
Hemiscyllium ocellatum (epaulette shark) is the source of this 1565-nucleotide messenger RNA. Its product is annotated as putative nuclease HARBI1. The coding region runs from base 294 to 1421 and encodes 375 amino acids. The transcript has 2 exons. The record is from RefSeq and is a predicted model, not a curated record. Lineage: Eukaryota; Metazoa; Chordata; Chondrichthyes; Orectolobiformes; Hemiscylliidae.